UUGUGGGAGCAUGACUUUAUCAUGAACUGUUUGGUGUAAAAAUUGAAAUUAUAUACUGUAUAUAUACACAAAAAAAAAACGUUUUUUACUUUAGCAUUUAGUGUUUUUUUUCUUUGUUAGAAAAGAGCAUUUACUUCGCAACAACGCACAAGUCCAUGAGAGGAAUAAGAAAAUCUUGAGAUUCCAAGAUGUACAGUGGACUUCUUCCAAGGGGAUACGACGAAAGUGAUGAAGAAAAAAAUUCUGCUGAGCAAGGUGCUGACGUUACGGAAGAUGCUUUAGAAACAACUACAAUAAAAGCUGUAUCUCCGAACACUAAAUCUGCCUUUGAUUCGGAAGAAAAUGACACCGGGCUCGAUAAUAAUAAAAAUACACAGUCAAACUCUGAGAGCGAGUCGAAAGAUGUAUCGACGGACGAUUGCUUACCUGGAGUAUCACUUGAGAUGUGGAAAAAGUUUAAAGAACUUAAGCAUAAACAUUUGGAAAUGAAGAAAAAGCCACAAUCGAAGGUCAGGCACCGAAAAAGAAAACGCCACAAAAAAGCAGAUGAGAAAACAGUCUCAAUGGAGCCAGAGAAGGAGAGCAUGCUUCAAGCUGAGCGUGAAGCACACUGGAAUGAGCUUAAGCAGUACUUUGGCAUAAAUGAUAGGUUUCAGCCUCCUGCCUCCAGCAGACCUCUUCCCAAGACAGGGCUAGAAAAGAACAUUGACAAAGCCAUUGCUGAAGGGGACCUUGAGACAGCUUGGGAACUGAGUGACAACUUGGCCGCACGUGAGACGGCUGUGAAAAUUGCAAAAUCUGCAGAUUGCCGUGACUUUGUGAAAGCCAAACAGGAAGCUGAAGCAUCAAGGGAGGCCCAGAAAAGAAAGAAACAAGUUGCUUGGGGGUUUGAAGCCAAGAAAAGAUGGGAGACAAAAAGCAACAUGGGCUACAUGUAAUAUUUUCACAUUUCAAGACCAGACGUGGGUUCCUGCCACAGAUUAGAAAUGCAGCUGUGGAAAACAUACAUCUCUUUUGUUUUUUUAUCGCUCAAUUGCAGGAUGAUUGGCAAAUAAUAAAGGUUUCCUUAGAUUAUAAAGUUUCACUUUUUAUGGCUCAUAUUUUGUUUUAAAAAGGAAAUUAGGCAAGUGAAAUUUUGUCUGAAUAUCCAAUUAGUAUUAUUUUUUCUAUUCUAGUGUUAGUUAUUCACUGUGCCAUAGAUGGGUGGUUUGCAGCCUUCUUGUUAUUUGAAACAAAUUACGACUCACACUAACCUUCACUUAAAUAAAUAAAAGCAUAUCAAAGAACUCCCAUGAAUAUUAUUUGGAUCAAGGUACCUUCUCAAAAUUGCUGACAGACUCUUAGAUCAUGUAUGCCAUUAAGUCUUGCUCUGUGUUUUCAUAACAUACCACGAAUGAAGUACUUUUGCACACAUAUGAUAAAAAUGGCACAAGUAAAAACAGUACCUUGUGUGCUUAUAUUGGGGAAUCAGAAUAAUGUUAUUCAAAUUUUGCUCUUCACAAAACUCUAACUUCCUGUGACUAGAAGCAUAAAGGAACUUCUCUUAAGCUUUCCUAUUAACAUCUUUGCCUGUAAUCAACAAUUCCAGAAACAAUUUUAUGAUAAAUUGCAAUAGGUGUCACAAACAUAUGGUAAUAAUUUUCAAAAUUAAUUUUAAAACCGACUGUUAACAGUUUUUAAUUUUGGAUUGGCAGCAAAACAUAUGUCUUGGCCUUUUUUAUUUCUCAUUUCAAAACAAUAUGCCUCAAUGUUACCUCUGUCAAAGGCUGAAAAGCACAUUAGAUUUAGCCUUUUGUAACAUGUUGGCUACAAAACUCCAGUCAAACCAUUGCUGACAAACAGAUGCAAAACAAUCGCUUCAAUGUACAAAGAAACGCCUUAUGAAACAUUAAUAUUAGCAAUCAUACUAAUGGGAUGGCAAUGAAAAUAAGCAUUUGAGUCACUAUAGCAAUUUCAUUAGCAUUAUUUAAGCUACAUUUGCUCAAUUAAAAAUAAAAACAAAAUUGGGAAUCACUGUUCUAAAUGAAACAUCAGAAAUUCUUUAGAUUUGUAUAAAAAUUAUAAACUGAAAUUGAUUUUUUUUAAGUGGUUGUCUUCUUCAAUAUAAUUACUAUGCAAACAUGAAUGUGAUAGCUAUCAACAGUUCUUUAAAAAAGCCUAGAAUCAAAUUUUUCUCUGAAUGUUGUGCUUAUAUUUUCUUCAUUACUAGAAAUGCAAAAUCUUCACUAAAAAUACAAAGAAGCAGCAGCAAUGGUAGGUACAUACAUGUACAAUAUACUUAAAUACAGUGUAGUUUGUUUGAUUAAUGUGAUUUUUUUUAUUUUUAGCUUUACGUUUGUCAAAAAUCCUGCUCUUUAUUUUUCCACAGUGCACAAAGCAAAUCUCUGUUAUGUUGCUUGUGAACUUAAGGAAAGAGCCAUUGUGUAUGAUUUAUAUAUUUGAAUAUUGUUGAUUAAUUUAUUGUCUCAAAUCAAUACAGUAAUGUGUGCAACUGAUAAAAUCUACUAAUAAAAUAAGUCUUUAGUUUCAAUAUGGAAUCCAACUUCUUGGAAGCAUUGUCUAAUUGUAGACAUUCAAAAAUGAAAUAUCACAUUGUAUCUUAAUGUUGACUUUCACUGUAUUAAGCUUUCCUGGAAUGCUCAGAAAACUGGAAUGCUGCAAGGAAUGUACAGAAAUAGAAACAUUUACAUUUUUAUGUUAUUAAUAUGGUAAUAUAUUUUAAAAAAUAAACGUCCAUCCAAGAAAGGGGUUUUAAAGCAUUUGAUUUGGCUAACUGUUAAUUAAUUGUAACAUUCACUCUAAUUUUAAUUUGACAAGCAAUUUUGAUAGGCUGGGAAGUGAACAGAGCAACCCAAAUUUAAUGUUGUUCAUUUCCUUUAGAAAGUUGGGCAUCCAUCCAGUUCUUGACUUGCACACCGAUAAUAGGAUGUUAUAUCUGUGACUGUAAUCCAAAGUAAUUGAACAUGUAAUUCCCUGGUUGAGUGUGACAGAUCUUUACAGAGCAAAAUGUGAGCAGCAUGAACGAAAAGUUGUCUGUUAUUUGUUACAAGACAUAAAAGUCACAAAGCCAGAGUGAUUUUGGACGUACCGUACCAUACAACAGCAAUCAUGCAGUGGUUUGAUGAAAAGUUAAACACGUGUUUUUGCUGCCUGUGGAUAAGCAUGUUGAUUUGGGGGAAUUUAAAGGAACAGUUUUUUUCAGUAAGGUAGGUAUUUAUCUCUCAUGUUCCUGUUUUUUCAUUGGUGCAUAACCCUACUAACCUCCAACCACAGCUGCCAUAAAUAUUUUUUGGAUAAAAUAAAAGGAGACAGUUUUGCAUCUUUGGUUGCUUUAUUUUACUGUAACCAUUCAACAACAAAUACUGUGUAUAAAGGAAAAAAA
Lepisosteus oculatus (spotted gar) is the source of this 3382-nucleotide messenger RNA. Lineage: Eukaryota; Metazoa; Chordata; Actinopteri; Semionotiformes; Lepisosteidae. The record is from RefSeq and is a predicted model, not a curated record.